GUCUAGACAGAGGGAGUCUGAGACAGAUAUAUGUUGCAGAGAUGUACAGUUGUUCUUAGAUGUGGAAAUUAACUGAAAUUCACCAAGUUAGAAUAACUUGAAUUGCAGUCUAGUGGGAAUUAAUGUGUACUCCAUUAUAUUUUGAGGCAUUUCUUUCCAUUUUUACUCCACUGUAUUUACAGCAAGUCAUCUUCAUUAGUUAUUUGUCAGUAUAAACAUGCAACACAGUGCAGACAGUUACUGGUAAUCUGGUACUGUCCACCAUUUUACUCCUGUCACUACUUGUUUACUUAAUGUAUGUUACGUUGUCGAUGUUUGCACUCCACCCUGUUGGAUUUGAACGUGUUAGUGCUGGUUGGUGUCAGUGUGCGCUACAUUAGGAACGGGAGCGCGCACGGGAACGCGCACAAUGCAGAGCGUCCUUUUCGUUUCCAUGGAAACCAUGGACAGCAACAGAGCACGGAGGGAGAGCUGUCCGACUCCGACUCUUAGUUUCUAACACCAAAAUCUCAACUUUAACUUUUAAACGACUUGUUUUGGACAUUUAAUGAGCUCCGAAUUCUGCCAGAAUUAUCGUUUCGGUAAUUUGAAGUGGUAUAGCUGAAUGACCCUGAAAGUUUCCUCCUGGGAGAGAGAUGGAGAAUAGCUCUCAAACACUGCCACCCUCAUCCCCAUCAUGUCCCACCACCACCACUUUCGGAGGGUCCCUGCCUUUCUCCUCCUCGCCGCAGCAGACCUGUUCCAGCAACCGAAUUUCACUCCCUCUUUCGCCUAUCUCAUUCCCCCCGUCCCCCACCUCUCUCUCUCCGGCAACAGCAGAGUCCAUUCACUCUUCCUCCCCUCUUUCACACUGCACAGCGUCUCUGUGCCUUGAAGGACAGAACGUACAAUGCCUCAGCCCGGCGAACUUAUCUGAUCAGGACGACCUGACCUGCCUCAGCUGGCUGCAUCAGAGAGGCAACCUGCUCCCACUGCAGCCCCUUCCCAAAAUGACACCACUGCCUCAGCUGGAGUUCUCCACACCCAGCCAGCCUCUUCCUCCCGCCUCGUCCAAGCCGCCAUACUCCUUCAGUAGUCUGAUUUUCAUGGCCAUAGAAGACUCACCAGACAAGAGACUUCCAGUGAAGGACAUCUACGAAUGGAUUGUGAACAAUUUCCCCUACUACAGGACGGCCUCUGGAGGCUGGAGGAACUCUGUUAGACACAACCUGUCCCUGAGCAAGAGCUUCUGUCGCAUUCAGAGGGACAAGAGUCAGUCAGUGGGUAAGGGAUCCCUGUGGUGUGUUUGUCCAGAGUAUCGGCCGGCGCUCCUCGAGGUGCUGAGGAAGACCCACAGUUAUCACAGCACCAACAACAAUCUGAUGAAUAAGCCUGCACUGUUGGAAGGAGCUGACUACGGGGUGCCUGCUGUGUGUGACUCUAUGGAAAUCUCAGAUCUCUCCCACACCCUCCUCCUCUCCUCACCCCAAACCCUGACCACCGACAACCCAACUUUUGGAGAAAACCCACCGUGCCCUUUGACCCCAGAUCACGAGGAGCUCGUCACCAUGGAGUCAGUUGAAUACCAGCAGGAGGAGGUCUGCGAGGAGAUGGAGAAGGACCCCCUCUCAGACAGCGGGUACAUCGAGUUACACUACUACCAGUCUCACCAGUACCAGUACCUGGUGCUGCCAGGUGACACCGAGCUGGACCUGGAGACUGUGGAGAUCCUUCAGCUGGAUGCCGAGGCCCAGGAGGCUGCUGGGUCGCUGCUGGACCUGGCAGGUGGUGGAUAUUAAUUUGAUAUCCUAUUUAACAGUCACAACUGAUACAAUGCAGUUCCAACAGAACCACAUUUGGAGUAAUGAUGAUGAUUGGCUGCUUCUUCCUGAGACGCUGACACUGCCCUGAGGCUUGUGUAUUGUUGUGUAGUUAGAUAGCAACAUACUGUAGAUCACCUUUACUGAUGGACUAACAAGACUAUGAAUCACAUUGCUUCACAUGUAUUCAGGCAGUUUGACUGCAGAAGCUGAAUUUACCACCAUACCAUGCCAUACAAUAACAACCUGGACAAAGACUUGAGAGUUUAACAUUAAACUGAGAUUUAUGGACAAAAUUAGAUUUUAAAACUGAGGAGAAAGUAUUAAUAGAGCGUGGUCUUAAAUACAAUACAUUUUUAAGGUUUCCACUGUGAUUUUUUAGCAGAUUAUUCUCAGGGGUGGAAGGAGUGCUACCAAAUCAAUCAGAAGUACUGUUUCUUAAUCAAAAUAUUUCCCAAAUGAAACUAAUAUUUAGUGAUGAAACAUGCAAAAGAAAAGUGCAAAAGCAGCUCUUUUGAGGAAUACACUGACUCACAUCCACACUGUUACCAUUUCAAUAUGAAAAUGUUUUACCAACCAAUUUACCAACCAUCUUUUCUUUAUAACUCCAUUUUCAUCAAAGUUACUUUAUGAGGAAAGACACUUUCAAAACAACCUUCAGUUGAAUAUCUUGCCCCUUAACACUGUUAUUGUUGCCUGUUGAAAACCCUGUUUCUCUAAAAGUAGUUGUGUGUGAUACUUAAUUAAAAAGUACUUUAUUUAUAAUGUAGUUCCAAUUGUAGAUUACAUGGUACUCAAAAAGCAAGAAAGCACUACUCAGUUACAAUAAGUACUUCCAAUUUUAUUUCUUAUUAAUUUUGUUACACCCAUUGUAAUUGUUCAGAUCAUGUUCCCUUCAGCUAAUUUUAUGUACAUGAUGUUAUGUUACUGAAUCCCUGAAUAUCUUUCAGUUUUCCAUGAAUUUGAAAACCCAGAUAUGAUCUUGUAAGCUAAGAUAAGCUUUCUUCAAUCACUAAUAGUUUGACUGGAAUUUCAAGUUAAAAUGUGACAUGAUCCCACUGCCAUUUAAAACACUUUAUAUUUCAGAAUACACUGAAUUUCUGUUCGUAAAUUGUAUUUUGAAUGUAUUUUGAAAAGCUCUAGAUUUUGUAAUCUAACAAAUAAAAUCUGUCAUGCCGUUCUCGUGAAUUAAAAUGACCUGUUUAUCAUGUUUAGACAUCAUAUUAGUUUAAUUUUGGUAGCAGUGGAGUUUACUACAAUGCUACCAUAGAUGGUUUAUUGAAGAGGCCUAAUGGGUAUUGGCCCAGGACCCCUGGCCCAGAGAGAGAGAUU
Molecule: messenger RNA, 3131 nt
Organism: Lates calcarifer (barramundi perch)
Lineage: Eukaryota; Metazoa; Chordata; Actinopteri; Centropomidae
Product: forkhead box protein N2
Exons: 5
Coding region: 636-1778 (380 amino acids)
Biological process (GO): regulation of DNA-templated transcription
Cellular component (GO): nucleus
Molecular function (GO): DNA-binding transcription factor activity; cis-regulatory region sequence-specific DNA binding
Source: RefSeq, a predicted model, not a curated record